Messenger RNA from Tachyglossus aculeatus (Australian echidna), 1100 nucleotides. RefSeq names its product MNAT1 component of CDK activating kinase (gene MNAT1). The record is from RefSeq and is a predicted model, not a curated record. Gene Ontology annotation, biological process: positive regulation of cyclin-dependent protein serine/threonine kinase activity; nucleotide-excision repair; regulation of transcription by RNA polymerase II. Gene Ontology annotation, cellular component: transcription factor TFIIH holo complex. Lineage: Eukaryota; Metazoa; Chordata; Mammalia; Monotremata; Tachyglossidae. Gene Ontology annotation, molecular function: cyclin-dependent protein serine/threonine kinase activator activity. Bases 66 to 1100 code for a protein of 344 amino acids. The transcript is spliced from 9 exons.
AACGAGGAGGAGGAGGAGGCGGCGGCUGAGGCCCGGGCAUCGCCCUCGCCGCCGCCGCCGCCGCCAUGGACGACCAGGGCUGCCCCCGCUGCAAGACCACCAAGUACCGGAACCCCGCCCUGAAGCUGAUGGUCAACGUCUGCGGGCACACGCUGUGCGAGAGCUGCGUGGACCUGCUGUUCGUGAGGGGGGCCGGCAACUGUCCAGAGUGCGACACUCCUCUGAGAAAGAGCAACUUCCGUGUGCAGCUCUUCGAAGACCCGAUUGUCGACAAAGAGGUUGAGAUUCGAAAGAAAGUGUUGAAGAUAUACAAUAAGAGAGAAGAAGACUUUCCGACGCUGAGGGAGUACAACGACUUCCUGGAAGAAGUGGAAGAAAUCGUCUUUAACCUGACCAACAAUGUGGACUUGGACAACACCAAGAAAAAAAUGGAGGCCUACCAGAAGGAGAACAAAGACGUCAUUCAGAAAAAUAAGCUCAAACUGACACGGGAGCAGGAGGAGCUGGAAGAGGCUCUCGCGGUGGAGCGACAAGAAAGCGAACAGCGGCGACUGUUCAUCCAGAAAGAGGAGCAGUUGCAGCAGAUUCUGAAACGGAAGAAUAAGCAAGCUCUUCUCGAUGAACUGGAGAAUUCGGAUCUGCCGGCGGCCCUGCUCUUGGCUCAGCACAAAGAGAAGUCGAACCAAGUGGAAAUGCCCCUGGAGAAACCAAAAUUAGUCAAACCAGUAACGUUUUCCACUGGCAUCAAAAUGGGUCAGCACAUUUCCCUGGCUCCUCUUCCGGUGCUGGAGGAGGUUCUGUAUGAGUACCAGCCACUGAAAAUAGACACGUAUGGACCACAAAUUCCUUCGUUUGACCUGCUGGGAAGGCUCGGAGUGAACGGGGCCACUUGGUGGUCACGGGUGUUCACAAACGCCCACCAGCUGGAGAAGACGGAGGGUCACCACCCUCCUCCGUGGCCUCCACGCCUCCCUGGGUCGACGGACGCCGUCACUCUGUUCGUUCUGACUCUGCCCGACUGCUCAGAACUGGGUGUGCAGUCGCCCCCGUCGCCAGUCCCGCGAGGGUUGAGUGGAGCCUGCCGGCAUCAGCGGAUAUGA